This is a messenger RNA of Yamadazyma tenuis ATCC 10573, 3027 nucleotides long. RefSeq lists its product as uncharacterized. NCBI's taxonomy places the organism in Eukaryota, Fungi, Ascomycota, Pichiomycetes, Serinales, Debaryomycetaceae. Gene Ontology annotation, molecular function: protein-macromolecule adaptor activity; ubiquitin protein ligase binding. Gene Ontology annotation, biological process: ubiquitin-dependent endocytosis. The record is from RefSeq and is a predicted model, not a curated record. Gene Ontology annotation, cellular component: cytoplasm; cytosol.
AUGAGUUAUUUGCCGCCGAAUUCUCCGUUAUUUACCUCCCUGCAGUUGGCGCCUGUGUCCUCAACUGCCUCGGGAGAUCAAAAUUUAAUUCCCCAACUCCCUGAGAAGCCCACAGCUUCAUCUGGAACAGUCCAAAUGUAUAUUAUCCCCACAGAGAAAAACCUUUUUUUCCAAGGCUUUGAAGCCAAUGAAUAUGCUGGUAGACAACCUAUUUUGUUAAGGGGUUGUCUUUUCAUCAGGAUAUUGAAACCAGCAAAAAUCAAGUCUAUCUCUUUACAGUUCACUGGAUCUUUGCGUACGGACUGGCCAGAGGGUAUUCCACCCAAGAAGAAUGUUUUCUCUGAAGAAAAUAAUGUCAUUAGCCAUACAUGGCCGUUUUAUUCUAUGUCAAACCCGUUAAACACCCUUGAUGGAGGUGCUGACUUGUACAGUGAGUUACCUAAAAAUAUUGAUCGGGAUGUGUCACAUUUGAGUCUAAAUGACUCUUCAAUAAGACCCCACUCUCCCUCCUUGUCUCAGUUAGAGACCACUAAUCCAGGGCUUUUCAAAACGGGUUUGAUGAAAAAGGCCAAUACUUCUCCUCAGUUGCAUCCGGUAGAUUCUUUCAAUGAUUUGUCUUCCGUUCUUACUGGAGAAAAUGAGGUGGGUAAACCGGGAACGUUUCCUCCUGGAGAUUAUAUUUAUAACUUUGAACAUCCUUUGCGGCCUUCUCUACCAGAAACGACUGAAGUUACUUUUGGAGAUGUUAGUUACGAAUUGGAGGCAACAAUUAUACGUGCUGGGGCUUUCAAGCUGAAUCUCAUUGGUAAAAUGCCCAUCAAUUUGGUAAGAACACCGUCCGAAUAUAAUCUUGAAGAAAAUGAACCUAUCAUCAUAUCUCGGGACUGGGAAGACCAAUUGAGAUAUGACAUUGUCAUUGGAGGAAAGUCGAUCGUUUUGGACUCGUAUCUUCCUUUAGCUUUCCGGUUUGUCCCUCUUUGGGGGAAGGUGGCCCUUCAUCGUAUUCGAGUGUAUCUUUCGGAAAAUUUAGAGUACUAUUGUCAGAAUAAAAAGGUUCACAGAAUGGAGCCCUCUAAGAAGUAUUUAUUGUUGGAACAUAAAGCUAAAAAGGGCAAGAGCUUAUUGACCAAGAAAGAGAAUGGAGAAUAUGGAGAUGAAACUGAAGAGUUGUUGCCCAGGGAACUUGAAUUCCAGUUGUACGUUCCUCAGAAUUUGAACGGAAGAGUAAACCAUGUUCUUCAUCCUGAUACUUCUUUUGAUGAAAUUCAAGCUCAUCACUGGAUAAAACUUUGUCUCAGGAUUUCCAAGUUGGACCCCGAACACCCUGAAAAGAGAAAACAUUACGAGAUUCUGAUUGACUCUCCCAUUCACGUAUUAUCUCCAUUGGCUGCUCAUGGCAAUACUUUGUUACCAGCGUACAAUGAGUUUUUACCUGAAUUCUUACCGGAAUACACUCCUGCAUCACCUCCAUUAUCACCAGAAGUCAUUCCAGUUGAAUCGACAGCAACAAUUGGAAAGUUGUUCUCUGCUCUCAAUCCAGUAAGCAGUAACUCUUCCCACAAACAUGAGACUCCUUCAGCGGUCCAUUCACCUACUCCAGAAAUAUUUCACCAUAUCAACAGUUUCGACAACAAUGACGACCCAAUAGAAAGAGAUUUAGAUAUGCAUUUGGAGGCCAAUCUCUACAAGCCAGAUCCAAACGAGUCGAGGUCUCAAUUGAAUUCUCCUCAGGCAAUGCCACAUAUUGGUAGUUUAUCGCCAGUGACUUCACCUAUGUUAAGGCCAAUAGCGCCUCUUGUUGUGCCUUCUAAAGAUCCUCCUCCGUUUGAAGCUGCGAGUCCUCCCCCAGAUAAUGAAGUGCCACCACCAGCUUAUGAAAAAGAUUCGGCAAGAAACUCAAUGUCUCCUGGGGUAACCAGGGACUCUUCUACCAGCAGCUUGUUACCUAGGGGAAGAUCUAAGACGAACUCGAGUACCAAUACAAAUGGAAGUAAUGGCUCUUAUGGAGCCUCUAAUGAAAUAUCAAUUAAGGACUUGUUGACAAACAGCUUAGGUGGUCACCGGAAUUCGGUAGCUUCCAAGAAGAGCCAGAGUUCAGGAGAAUCUGACAAGCUGAAAGGAAAUCAGAGUUCGUCCAGCUCUCUAGUUAAAAGCAAAGGCAUUGUGCCGGAUUCGGAUAAUACCAUCCUUUCACCUAAAGUCGAACAUGAAAACGAACAUGAAAGUGAGGAAGAUAUUGUGAAUUUGAUUGGAUCUCCUGAGCUUAUUCCUGAAGCUGUGAGCCCAAGAAGAAACUUAAGUCCUAUGGGUAGUCCAAGGACAGGUGUAAGUCCCAUUGCCAGUCCAAGAAGAGGUAUUAGCCCGAUAAGCACACCUUUGAGGUCUCGUAGUCCUGAAAGAGGUGGAACAUCUCCAACUCAGUCACCCGAAAGAACCUUCAGUUCUGAUGCACUUCCCCCAACCAUCCAAUUCAAUGGAAAUGAAGAACACAACGGACACAAGAGGGAAUCCGAAAGUCCUGGCUAUCAGUCGGAGAUAGAAAGCUCCUCGUCACGUCGUACAUCGAUAGCAUCAUUCUCUUCCAAUGAAAUGCAAAUGGGACAAAAUAUUCCGCUUUUAAGCCUGUCAACCCAAUCCUUACUUCUCAGUAACCCUGCAAACACUCGAACUGCAUCGGUAGGAUCCAUUCUAUUUGAUCCUGGGAGAAGACACAGCUCCAACACUCGACCUUCGAUUGUAGACUUUGUGGAUGGUGGUGAUCUUGGUGGAGACUUCUUCAGAGACUCGAUGCGUCUCACCAAGUUGAAUAAUCCAAGAAGACACAAGGAAACCAACAUCUCUGAAGAAGUGAUUGAACUGGACCACCUAACCAAAAAUGAAGAGAUGGUUCAUGAGGAGGAGAGUUUAACUGGGACUUCUGAAAGUGAUUUGACCGUCAACGAAAACCAGACGUUGAAAACCCAGUCCCCUGCACGGGGGCCUACAAAAGAAAUUCCGGGCUUUAAAAUAGGGUUCCUGAUAGAAUAG